Molecule: messenger RNA, 1566 nt
Organism: Symsagittifera roscoffensis
Lineage: Eukaryota; Metazoa; Xenacoelomorpha; Acoela; Convolutidae
Product: hypoxanthine-guanine phosphoribosyltransferase-like
Exons: 5
Coding region: 14-841 (275 amino acids)
Biological process (GO): guanine salvage; hypoxanthine metabolic process; IMP salvage
Cellular component (GO): cytosol
Molecular function (GO): magnesium ion binding; hypoxanthine phosphoribosyltransferase activity
Source: RefSeq, a predicted model, not a curated record
AAAUAGGUCGGAUAUGGCCGCUUCAAGCAUAACCGUGGAAUUGAGUAGCAAUGGAGUGUCUAAACAGACAUCGAGCUUCAUUGAUGUGCAGGAUUCCGCCUCUUGGGAAAUAAACCAGUUCAGCUUCCCAAAGCAGUAUCAGGGUUUUGUCGAAAAGGUUAUGCUGCCACAUGGUUUGAUUGUGGACCGGAUAGAGCGUCUGGCUCAGGACAUUGUGACAGAAGUGUUUGACCUCCACGCCAGUCCCCAAAUGUCCCCCCGACUGACUUGGGAGCAGGUGGCCGCCACCAAACACCACUCGGCACUCAACCACCCCCGUCUGCAUGUGUUGUGUAUUCUCAAAGGGGGCUAUAAGUUCUUCUCCGAUUUGAUGGAUAUCAUCACCAGACUCAUCAGGAGCAUAGGACUAAUAGCCUCGGUGAGUGUGGACUUUAUCCGAGUGAAGAGCUACAUGAAUGAUAAGAGCACCGGCAAAGUGAACAUCAUCGGGGGAGAUGUGCUCGAGUCCCUGGAGGGCAAGACAGUCUUGAUUGUGGAGGACCUCAUCGAUACAGGUAGAACAAUGGACGCUCUUCUGAACACUUUGAAAGACUACAAGCCCGCGAGACUUUUAGUGGCGUGUCUGCUUCUGAAAAACACAGAGUUGAGAAAGAGUGGAAAACUUACGUACUGGCCAGACUUCCUCGGCUUCAAGAUCCCAGACCACUUUAUUGUGGGAUAUGCCACUGACUAUAACGAGUUCUUCAGGGAUCUCCACCAUAUCUGUAUCGUAAACGAUGCUGGCAAGGAGUACUUCAAACAACUGACAAUCGACGAAGAAAAACAGGGAAUACCCUUGUAGGUUUCAAAUAAAAAGUUUGAUAGAAUUGAUGAGGGCUUUUUUAUGAAGUGGAAAUGAGCGGACACUAGUGUUUUCACAUGUAUCAGAUUUCAAGUUAAAGUACAGGCCAACUAAUCAUUUUUCAAGUCUGUUUCCAAUGAUAUUUUCAAAUCAGAUUUCUCGAUUUUGAAAAGUUUUCAAUUGCAAGCAAGCGAUUUCUUGCGAUGAUCAUGUCUGCUUAAUUAUGACCUACAUUACUGCCCUAGCCCUUUAGUCAUAGGAUUACUGUUUUGACGUCCAAACUGAUAAAUAUUUGUUGAGCUUUGCAACUGCAGUAACUGAUAACGAAAGUGUAUUAUAUACAUACAUAUUGCCUUUGAUGAAAUUUAACCGCUUACAGUCAUGUCAUGAAAGUACUGCCCUCCUACUCAAGUGAAGCAAUCGAGAUUUGCCCUUUUGUCACAAUUUGAUGUGAGUUGAUUUGAUAGUUAGCUAGCUUCUGUAUAUCUAUUUUUAUUGCAUUACUUAAAGAUGUAAAAUGUCAGUAGCAUCCUGGAUCCCAGAUUUGUUAGAGCUGAACUUUUAUCUUGGCAAUGCCGAAUCAUAGUUAGCACUGAGCGAGAAAAUUGUAUUGAUCAAAUCGAUUCUUAGUGUUGAACCCUCAUAUAGCAUUAUAGAUCUCUAACCCCUCCCGUUGAAAAAGGAGAAAAUGAGCUAAUUAGUUACUAGGUGAAAUGUUCGCUUAU